UUGUUCUAAAAGUUUAUAUAUUCAGUAUACGAUUUUAAAUUCGAUACCCACUUUCGAGAUAUAAUGGCGUCGUACGUACAACGCAGUUUAACCACUUAACGUCAAUAUUGUUAUUAUGUUCUUUAAGUGAUUAAAUAUUAGAAAUUAAUAAAGAUACGAUAAACCUAUAAGCAAAUUGUUGAAGACUAUAAAGAUCUUAUCGAUUUUAAAUAUUUAAGCAAAUAAUUGUUGAGUGUUCUAACCUAUCUCAGUGUGUUAGUGCAUCAUACAUAUAUCUUAUAUUCAUGAUAUCCAUGUUUGAUGUUUCUAUUCAGACAAUAUAAACCUGUGCAAAAAAAAAUGCAUACAACUGGAGAUUUUGUUUUGCACGGUGGUAGUGCAGAAUUUGCAAACAAACAAAAAUUAUUGUUUGAUAAAUUAUCAGAUGCAGAACAAGAAUGUAGUAAAAAUAAAAUGAUUACUGAAUCUACAGAAUCUACACAGGAUAUUGACAGCGAAUCAAACUAUUCUCAAAUCCUGAGAGCUGGUCGUAAAAGUCAAACAAGAAGAUUUCGUGGUAAAGAGAGUAUCUUUAAACGGCCAGAAGGCCCAGCACCACGUGCUAUCAGUAGAAACAUACCAGACUUUCACAAAAAUCCUCAUAAGUGGAAGAAAUACAGUCUGGACGAUGUGUCCAAUGAUGAUAUGACUGAGGAAAGUAAUACAAGAGCUGCAUUAUCAUUUUUAAAGGAAUUGAAGGCAAGAAGAUCAGUGGAAAAAAUAGAAGAAUCAGAGGGAAAGGAUGCAAAUGAAUCUAAUUUGGUUAAGAGGAGUCAACCCAAAAUAACGUUUAAAUCCAAGAAACAAAAAAUAUCAAACGCAGAAGUUGAAUUUAAGAAACCAGAAAGUAACACAAAUGAAACAGACAAUACAUCAGUUAUCAUUGAAAAUGAUGAUAAGCCAAUCUUUAGGAGUAGUAAAAUUAUUAUGCCAGAAUACGUUGUUGGUCAAAAAAAGAAGAAAAAGAAAAAUAAAGAAAUACAUCUUGUGAAAAUAGAUAGAACAAAACAACUUAAACUAGAUCAUUUACAAGAACCUGAUGAAGAGGAAAAUUGAAUAUAUAUAUAUAUAUAUAUAUAUAUAUAUAUAUAUAUAUAUAUAUUCAAU
Messenger RNA from Bombus pascuorum, 1146 nucleotides. RefSeq names its product U5 small nuclear ribonucleoprotein TSSC4. The transcript has a single exon. The record is from RefSeq and is a predicted model, not a curated record. NCBI's taxonomy places the organism in Eukaryota, Metazoa, Arthropoda, Insecta, Hymenoptera, Apidae. The coding region runs from base 301 to 1095 and encodes 264 amino acids.